AUGGAUGUAAACGUUAGAGAUCUUCGUAAUCGCACGAUCUCACUGCCAACGUUCAAACAUCGUCAAUAUUCAGGAUCUAAUUCACCAGCGAAAAGUUUUUGUCGUCGACAUACUACCUCGGCUGCUUCUUCAUCAAAUAAAAUCAAUCUACCUAUUCCUCAAGCAUUGUCUCCUCAAAAGAAAAAAAAAAUAAAUCCAACUUCUGAGAAAUUGUUAAAAAGAUUGAACGAGCAAUAUAAUGAUUUUUCUAUUCGUUCAGCAAGUACAUUACGUAAAACAAUGAAGGGUGUAAGUGAAGUACUUACUUUUGAUCUUGGUUUCAUUUAUCAACGAACAUCUACGGUAAAAAUUCCGUUAGAUUCACAAGCUUUUGUAGCGGCAAAAGCAAAAUAUUUUCAAGCUGUUAACGAAUGA
This is a messenger RNA of Adineta ricciae, 414 nucleotides long. The record is from the annotation of a GenBank genome assembly. NCBI's taxonomy places the organism in Eukaryota, Metazoa, Rotifera, Eurotatoria, Adinetida, Adinetidae.